UAUAUCAUUGUAAUGUCACGACAAAAGUUACAAAUGUUUGAUUAAUCUUUUAUUUCUUUGUUUAAUAUAUUUGUAAUUUCAUAAUAAGUAGCACAAUAAUGCAAUAAGAAGUUUCUCAAACCGUAAGGAUACCAUGGCUAUAAAGUCAUUACGAAGUAUCUCAAGAGGAAAAUAUGAAAAUAAUCCAAACACGAAUGAGAUUAAUGAUAAAGAUAUAUCCAAUUAUUUUAAUCAUCUAAUUAAAUCAAAAUUAGAAAAAGAAAAAGCAACAAAGAGCAAAAUUAAAGAGCAAACUGCUGUCACGUCUAUUGGUAUUUCUUUAAUUCUAUUAUUUAAAUUGCUGCAUUUACACCUUCAAAUACUAUGGCAGCGUAUUAUGUACAAAAUAUUAAUUGUCCUCACAAAAUGAAUCCAUGGAAUCCAUUAAUAGCUGCUGGUCAUAUGCCAGCACCAUAUUACGGAUUACGUUUAGCUCCUGUACCUGUUAUUGUAGAUCCUCAAGUUAUAGCUAUGCCUGUAUAUACUUACACUAAUGCGAUCAGACCGUAUCCAACCACAGAUGUUUUAAACUUAUCCUCUCACAGUUACAAUGAAUCGAUAAGGGAGCAUUCUGAAGAACAAGUUGUUCCUACAACUAUAUUGAAUUAUUUACAAGAUGAUAUUAAUUAUAUAAGACCAGAAGAAAAUACUAAUAUAGAUAAAUCGAUAUUUAAUAGGAACACAAAGAAAAAUUAUGUUGUCACCGAUACCUUGGAGGACUAUUUGUCACUACCGAGAGAAUUAUUUCCGCCAGCAAGAACGAUUAUGAUUGAUCCAAAUCCUGUUAUUGAUGUUUUUUGUAAAGUGAAAAAUAUUAUCAAUCACGCUCCGUGGUUGCUAGAUUUGGAAUUCGGUAUACCCAAAGCGCCAAUUACCCGUCCAUUACCAUUAUAUAACGUUAAAUUUAGUAGCAUUAACUGUAAGAAUACUCCCGAUGCGAUACAUCCAGGAUUCGAAAUGUGUUGUCCAGAAUUAAAAAAAAUAAUACAAUUUUGUUACGAUUGUGUCAUAUCCGCCUGGUAUAGAGGAUACGUUGAAUUGAAACAUGAUAAGUCUGUUGAAAACUUUCAAUCGUGGUUAUUAUUGCCGAUGCAAGUGCUCGGAAUGUGUUGGCCGUAAGUUUUAAAAAUAGCUCAUAACGCUCUCUGGUCUCAAAGUAAGCAGAGCUUGAACAAGUACUGGAGAGCAUUUUUUGUGAAUACUCGUACAUACAUAUAAUAUUUAAAUUUUCCAAAUCAAUACAAGCAUUUGUAUACAAAAUAAAUAGGCCAUACACCAGUCAUAAUAUUAUUUAGUUAGUUAUUUAUCAAAUUAAGUUACAAUAGUUUUUGCUUAAGUGUUAUGUACAUAUAUAUGAAAUAAUGUAAAU
Messenger RNA from Galleria mellonella (greater wax moth), 1408 nucleotides. RefSeq lists its product as uncharacterized. The transcript is spliced from 2 exons. The record is from RefSeq and is a predicted model, not a curated record. NCBI's taxonomy places the organism in Eukaryota, Metazoa, Arthropoda, Insecta, Lepidoptera, Pyralidae. The coding region runs from base 364 to 1158 and encodes 264 amino acids.